UUUUUCGUUUUUUAAACUGUUAAAAAUUUUGUUGUAACUUAUGAAUCAACAAAACCUUUAAAAAUUCAAGUUAAAUAUGUAACUUCAAUUGUUAGUUACCGCGUAUCGAAAUCUUAGAUUGAUUUCGAUAAUUUUCUGUAUUUGAAAUAGUGGAACAUGUACAAAUUCUAAUGCAAAUUACACAUUAUCUCACCCGGCUAAUUAGGUACUUCAUACUUGACAACCUCUCCAUGACAACAUUGUAUUGAUGUUUUUCUUGUGCCACUUUAAUAUCAACCUAUCGGAUAUUAAAGCUUUAUUAUACCUGGCUUAAUGUUUAAUUUCCUUAGUGGUCGGAAGUGUGCUUUAUUGGCUGAGCGUUCGUAGAAUGUUGUUGGUAUCUGGAUCGUGAGGUAAUAGACGCAAUGAACGACCCGUGGGACGUGAAAUCGGUGAGGCAAUCAAACCAGUACUUGUCCUGCAUGAAGAUAAAUGGGGUACCACUUCUGCCGCCAGUCUUGUCAAAAGAAUGUCGUAAAGAGAUGCAGUACUAUAGACUUCUUGCCAAAGAAGUUGAAAAACGCAUACAAACCCUCAAACCAUUAAUUUCGGAGAGUGACACUGAGUCAAGUGAAGAUAAGACUGAUGCUCCCGACCUCCCAGAAUCGGAACAUAGUUACGAAAUAUCCCAAAAUGAUGUUCAAGAUGGUUUCAAUGUUCAUGUUGAUAAAACAAAAACAGUGACCACAGAGAAAUGUCUUGAUGAUUGUGAAAUAAGCAGAGUUCAACCAACAAGCAACACUUUUGAUAACAUUACAUCAAAUUUAUCUACAGAUACUGAUAGUUCAUCAUCAAAAUUAUCAUCCAAGUUAAUGAUAGACCUUAGUUUGAGUAUUAAUGAAACUGGUAAAAAUUUACUUGAUAGUCCAAACAGCAGCAAUGCACUCCCUAAUGAUCUGCCUGAGCGUGAUUGUGAUUGUUCCAAAGUAGAUCCGAAAGUGUUGAUCUGUUCUGAGAAUAAUAAUAGAUUUGAUGACACUAUAAAAGAUGAAAAGGUUAACUUUAGUUUCACCAUCACUAAAAAUACUUUUGUUGAUCCAAAAACUCAUUUCAACCAUGAUGGCCCUUCUUCCAUUAGUUCUAAAAGCUUUACUGGCUCCCUUAAUGAUAUUCACAUGGAAAGCUUAAAAGAAACUCAGGCUGCACCUUUAGUUAGACAGAGGUCAUAUACAGUUUUGAAGCCGAGCCCCAUGCUCCUUGCACAUUUAGAAGUGCAGUCAAUGAAUACAGGAAUAGAAGUUACAUCAAUAUCUAUGAGUGAAUCUCUUUCAAAUAUAAGUACUGCUAAUAAAAAACGAAGAAGUUGGGACCUAGAAUCUGCUAAAGAAAAGUGGUCAUCAAUGGCUCUAGAAUUAAAGAAAAAAAAUAUAACAAACCAUGCCAAAAGUUUAAAUUACGCUGCCAAAAAUCAAAUUUCUUCAAAUCCUGUACGAAAAAUACAAUCUUCACCGCCUAGAGCGAAAUCUGUAACACAAGAUAGACAGAGGCGUAACCCAGUCAAAACUGUAAAUAAAUCUGAUCCUAUCCAGAAGACAAAAAAUGCGGCGAGCCCAAUGCGGAACUCGCAUAAUACUCAAAAUACUGUCAAAGCACCUCCACAAAUAGUCGGUAACAAAAACGAAACUGAAUGUAAAAAACAAAAGCUAAUCUCUGAAUCAGAAGAUCCAGCAACACGUGUUAGAGAACUGUAUGAUAAAAUCCAGAAACAGCAACUUAUUCAAAUGGCAAAUUUAGUAGAAAAGCAGAAAAAAGAGCAAAUGUUAUUACAACACGUUUUUGAGGAGCAGAACAAUAUGCUUUUUACCCAAUUGAAAACAAUCUGCCCUAAAUCACCUAAUGAAGUGAAAGAAGCUUGGGCAGAUAAAAAUAAUGGAAUUUCUGAUAGAGGACCUGUUAGUUUAAGCCAGGUAAUUAACCAUAAGCCACAACAGCCCUGCGAUAGCCCAGUGCAUUCGACUUUAACCGAGACAAAUAACUAUCUUAACUACUGCGAUAAUGUACUGAAAAAAUCCAGGAACAUAACUGGCAGCAAUAAGAAGCAUACUACCAAAAACAACUAUGAUCAUGAAAAAAAUAAUAGUCCAAAUCAUCCAUCUGACGGUAGCAGAACGCGAACUCAUUCUCCUGCCCGUAGGAAUACGCUUACUUCUAGAAAACUUACGUAUGAGAAUAGCGCGUCUUCCGAUCGAGAAUGCGAACCAAUUUUAACCGAUCGAACGAACGAUACCAUGGCCGACUUGAAUGUAACGUUUCCUUCGGAUAAAAGUGAAGAAUGCCAACCUUUUAUUUAUAAUUCUUGUCAUAAUAACAUGCGUGAUACCAUAAUGGAGAGUCCUUUGAGCGCGCCAGUGGCUGCAGCAUCGUUUAAGUCCACGGAUAGGGCCAUCAGAAGCAUGGAGGAAACGAUCCAGAAUUCAAUCAAUAGCAUGUGUGUAAGAAAUGCCAAGAAAUGUGUUAUUCGACCAACCACAGCCCAUGAGCAAGCUGCAGCAUCUAAAAUCGUGGCAUACGCGAAGGGAUACCUCGUACGUCGUCUAAUGAAUACAGAACGCGUGCAGGCAACGGUUCAGACCAUCAAGGACGCGUUGAUGUGCGCUCUGCAGUUGCAUCAGGAUCGCGAAGGCAUCCGGGGAGCUGAUGUUGACCUUCAUCGGAGGCUGAUACAGCAGAUAACAGCAGCGUGUUAUUCGCUACACGAUACGUUUGUGGCCAGCUCAGCGGCUGAGCGUUGUGCGUUAAUUGCCGCGGACCGCAGCCGCAAACGCUUGCUCGCAGCGCGGCUUUCGCCUGCACCCAUCACACCGAACAGGCUUUAUCGACCCACGGAUCUCAUGUCGCAAAGCCACACGGGCGCGUUUCCGACGCGCGUCAAGCGACACGCGCCCUCGCUAAUGACUCAGUCUAAUUAUGAGACAUUUAGUGGCGACAAGACCGUCCGUCGCUACAUGCCAAGCCCGCGGCGUCGCCCGUGGCGCUGACCUUACACCGGUGCCUUGUACCGCAGCAAAUCUGAACGAUAGCUCACAGAGAUUUAUUCUAGCGCCUUCUAGAACACGCUUGCAUAUUGAUAUAGAAAAAGUAACAGAGUUCGGAAAAUAUACUGGCUCUAUUGGAAAUAAAACCCUAUAACCAUAGCCUAGAAUAGAAAAUUGUGUGAACAUCAACACAGUCGGUGUUUGUGUGAAAUUUUCUUGUAUCAACAUCACUAGUCUUCUGUCCGCUGCUGGACUAAGGCCUCAUUAGCAUGCCAUCUUCUUGUAAUGCUGGUGAGCGGCAUCCAAUUCCACCCUGCGGCCUUUAUUAUAUCGUCACGCAUACGAGCUGAUGGUCGCUGGAGUCCCUCGGCUCCACACCCCAUUCAUCCCACGAAAUACCUGACCCGUCAGUACCAUUUCUCUAAUAUCUUAAGUGACACUAACUAAACACUACGUGAAUUAUGACUUAUGACGUCUAUUCAUACAAAGCCAUACGGUCGCAUUUACGACGCGCGUCAAGCGACAGGCGCCCUGGCUAAUGACUCAGUCCAAUUAUGGUAACAUGAGAAACAUACUACACAACUACAUGAAACAAUGUAUAACAUUAUUUCAUAUAGGUGAAUGUUGCCAGCCUUCACUUUAAAUUCCCCACAAUUGUUGAAAUUUUGCUAACACUGUUUCAUAUACGGUGAAUGUCAGCUUGGUAUUUUGCAAUUAUAUUAUAGUUUAAAUUAUGAUUACACUAUUGCAGAUGACAAUUAUUAUUUCACAUACUGCCAAGACUAAUGUGAUAGAGAAUCAAGAAACAUUUUUUAUAACUACCUGUGCUAUUAUUCUAGAUUUUUAAUUUGUAUAUACUAGUUUAAACCGUUAUAUACGUAUACGUUAAACAAAAUAAGUUAUAGCUUACGUUAAAAUAUAUAAUUUGAGAAUAUCCCUGUGGCAUCCCAAAAGUUUAUUGUGUGACAAACUUGGUCUUUAUUCUGGCCAGAGUGCUUUAUAUAUUUUAAAUAAUAUUUUCCCUAAGGUUUGGUAAAUACCACGUUAGUCUAGUGGUUAGAUUGUUUAACUGCGGAUCACGAGGUCCUGUCUUCGAAUCCCGGGUGGGGUAAAAAGUUGUAAGGUUAUUUUUUUUCUGUUAAAGAAUUUUCAGUACCAUCUUGUAGUUAGCCGUCGGUCCCGAUUAUGAUCACUUGCUUGUGAUAAUAGUCGUUACAGGCCACAAACCCGUGUUAGAGCUGUAUGGUGGGUCCAUGCUCUAAAACAGUUUAUCCUAUGAGAAACGAGGUCUGUGCCCAGCAGUGGGACGUCUAUAGGCUGCGGGUAAUGAUGGAAUAGAUCCGAUAGUGCAUCUUAAAGAUUGAUGUGGGCCCAGCUGUUUUGGGCUCGAGAAAUAGUGGACUACAGAUGGGGACAACGAAUCGGAAUCAUAUAUAUGUAUGUCUGUUUUAGCAUGGAGCGGGUGACAGGUCAAUCGAAUGUAACUUGUUACAAUAAUAACUAACAAUAAUUUAUCACCCGAAAUAACAGAUAAAAUCAAUAACUAAAAGUGUACCCUAAUGAUAAACGACUAAGACACCAGGAUGUAUCUAUGCAUCGUUCGAGUCCAUGUAGGACUGAAUUGUAUAGAAAAUGCAUCCGUAUUUAUAUUAAAAUACCCACAUACUCAAUGUCAUGAACAUAAGUUUAAUUAUUUAUCCACUUUAUAAAAUUACCGUAACACUGAGUAUCUUUGUUCGAUUGUAAUUCGAUGAUAAAUCGUUGUCCAAUACCCUAGUCACGUCAGACCGUCGUCGCAUUAUGCUGCAACAACAAAAACCAAGGCCAAGUGCGAGUCGGACUCGCACACGUAGGGUUCCGUACCAUUAUCCGUGGUGACCGUCGAUCAUACAGACUGACGGACGGACAGCGGACUCUUAGAUGUGAUAGGUAAUAGUUUCGUUUUACUAAAACUAUCAAAAUUACUCAUUUAUUGAAAAGUGAUAAGAUAAGAUGUAGGUGUAUAAGAUUUUUUUUUUAAUUAAUUUAACACAGAUUUUCACUUUAGCAUUUAAUCGCGUAAUAUAAUAAAAUAAAGAUUCUUAAGGUGCUUUCGUAAAUUUUCUUUUGUAUAACUUUAUAAAAGAUAAUGAUAUGCUAUAUUAAUAUAAACUAGUACGAGUCAAACAUUCCGUUUAGUUUAUUUAGAGUGGAGUCAGUGAUGAGCCGAUAUGAUAUGCGAAGGCCAUUAUGUCUUUUUAUUACAAUUCAACCUUACAAAAAACUUCAAUAAACUGUCGCUCAAUAAAACGGCCUUAACAUUUAAUACAUUUUUCAGUAUUCAGAUAUAAGUUAAAGAUAAUGGGACGUUUAAUUUUAUAUAGUAACAGUACAAGGUUUGUUAUAAAAUAACAUUGUAAUAGCAGUAAGUUUUUAAUAAAGGUUGUAUAAUCAUGGCUUCCGAAGUUCUGGUGCCCAGUAAUAAUGUAUCUAGAUUUAUUGUCGCUUAUUCUUGUAUUUAGACUGAUUUUCUUUAUUACUUUUUAUAUCAUGAGUGCAUUGGCCAAUGUUGUAUUCAUUCUUCAACUAACGGCAGGUGCACACGGCGCGUAUCGGCGUCGCAAAGUGUGCAUUUGAUAGAUUUUUAUAAUUAAAAUACCCUGGACCUCCAAACCCGUAUACUGUCGGGGGUGAGUCUUUUCCCACAUUUUAAUGAUAGAAUUGAAAGAAUGAGUGUGUGUAUUGGCGUUGGCGGUAAUACGGGCUGUUCGGCCCUGCAACUUAGCCGCAGCGCCGAUUCCAACUCUAUGAACUGAACGCUCUACUCUAUAUAUCUCUUGUAAUACUUGGAUUUUUCUAUCGCACUACUAUGUUGCCAAACCGCUAGAAAAACGCAUCGUGUAUGCCCGCCGUAAGUGUCAUCCCAGGAACGGCCGCUGUUAAUAUUAUCAAUCAAAUCCAAAGUAUUCAAAUGGCGGAAUGAAUUUAGUAGUGAUAUCCGUAUUUUUAUUGAAUCUGCCAUUUAAUUAUUUUGGAUUUGAUUAUUAUUUUCGGGCGUAAGUGAGGUUCGCUUUUCAGCAGAUUCUCAAAAUCGGUUUACUGGUUGAUGUCGCAAACUUGAUUACAACUCUGUCUAGCUGAACGUUUAUAUUUUUGUAACGAAAAACACAUUGUCAUAAUAUUUCUAGUCACUAUUUUUUGUGAGCCUAUUUUUUCGAUGUCACGUAAAAAUAACGCUGGUAAUAUUUUACUGUAAUAUACUUUUAACAAAACUGAUGUCCAUUUUUAGUAUCUUGAUCUAUAUUUUAUUACAUAGGGUAAAUUUGUAAAAGUGGAGCCACUACGCUGUCCCAAAGCCCGUUAGUGGGCUUUCACGAUAAUUUAUCACAUGUUAGUGAUAAUAGCCAGAACGGCUUACCGUGAUCUCAUUAAAUCAUCAGUUACGGUUGUUAUCACUAGCAUUUGAUUUUAUACAUUUAAAGCUGGCAUAGGAAAAGCAUUGUGGGUCCAAUGCUCUUCUCUCUUAGGAAAGAGAGUCCUCCAAUGAUACGAUGAUUAUAGAUAGUAAUAAUAGAAUUUUGCAUUUCAUUUCAUUCGGAACUUUAUAAAUUACCCACUCCAUAUCGAACGCCAGCGCUUUUUUCACGUGGCACAUACAUAAGUAUUGAAGCUCCCAAUAUAUUUUUUAGUUUUAUAACUUCAUUAUUUUUUGUAUCAUUAUAAUGUAAUGUACAUGUAUAUAUUGAUUCCGUAACCAUUAAUACUUCGGGAAUUGAAAUCCACGUUAUUUUGUAUAAGAACAGUUUUUUAUUGAAAUAAAACGAAUCAUUGCU
Molecule: messenger RNA, 6826 nt
Organism: Pararge aegeria (speckled wood butterfly)
Lineage: Eukaryota; Metazoa; Arthropoda; Insecta; Lepidoptera; Nymphalidae
Gene: Cp110
Exons: 6
Coding region: 405-3017 (870 amino acids)
Biological process (GO): regulation of cytokinesis; centriole replication; centrosome duplication
Cellular component (GO): centriole
Molecular function (GO): protein binding
Source: RefSeq, a predicted model, not a curated record